This is a messenger RNA of Chara braunii, 5734 nucleotides long. Lineage: Eukaryota; Viridiplantae; Streptophyta; Charophyceae; Charales; Characeae. The record is from the annotation of a GenBank genome assembly.
AAGCAGGUGGAAUAAAUUAGUCAAGAUAUAAUGUUGAAUAAGGGGAUGUGCUUGUUUUUUUCUCUCAUCAGGGAGCUUGAAAAGAAGAGGCUAUCAAGAUGCCUGAGACUGGCGGCGCAUCGGGUGCUCCUAAGAAAGGCCUGACGCUCGAUGACCUUAUCGCUGCUAUUGACAGGCAUGAAAGAAAUCCGAGCAAUAUCCCCAAGGUCGAUACCUUCCAUUUUUGUGGGGAGAGAGUCUCAGAAUGGCUGGAGCGGGUGGAACAAGCGCUGGUCGGGCGGUCGGAUGUUGUAAAAUUUCAGCGCAUUCUCCAGUACGUUCUCCACAGCUACCACCAAGAAGUGAAGAAAGUUAUAGAUGCAGCCCAAGGUAGCUGGGAAAGAUUCAAGGAGGGAAUGCAGAGGAAGUACCGCCUGGGAGAUGGACUGUUGACCACUGCGGACCUCGAGGCAAUGAACAAAGAGGAUUUUACGACAAUAGGGGCCUUUGUUCAAGAAUUUAAGAAGAGGGCGCGGAAGGUCCAUGGGAUUUCAGAGGAAGCACAGUGCGCCAUCUUCCUAGGGCUACUCACGGCGUCGGAAGCCGUCGAGUUGACGAGACAUGGAGGGGGUAGCACCAAGCUCACCUGGGCCACCGUUGACAGAGGGGUGAAAGUUGGGUGUUUGGACCAGGUGGGGCAACGUCAGUGGCCCUGGCUGGUGAUCAAUGCAAUUGUGCCAUGGGGAAGCCUGCCGCCAGUAGCCGGACCGCAAACAAGUAUGCCACCACCCAUCUACCCCGCAGCCCAGGCCCAACCUAUGGCCCCGCCGCCGUCACCUGCUCCCAGUUCACAGGGCAGUGUGGCAGGAGGUGGGAACCAGGGGCAGGGCAAUCAAGGCAACGGAGGGAGGGGUGGAGGAAGGGGUCGAGGCAGGAAUGGCGGCAGAAGAGGAAGGCAAUGGAAUGGUCAAGAUCAGGGGUACCAAGGCCAAGGGGGUCAAGGCCAGGGGUACCAAGGCCAAGGGAGCCAAGGCCAAGGGAAUCAAGGCCAGGGGUACCAAGGCCAGGGGUAUCAAGGCCAAGGGGAUCAGGGAAGUCGGGGGUAUGGAAGACCCCGUUUUGACUGGAGGACGGCCAUCUGUCAACAUUGUGACCAGCAAGGCCACACUAUAAAGUUCUGUAAUAUAAGGCGGGAAGACGAGAGAAGCGGACUGAUUUCCUCCACUAUGGAUGAGAAUAUCUACGAUCAGUUUGGGGAGGCCAUUGACAGAAGGCUUGGAGGAGUGAGGGCUGAAGCCCAACGAAGAGCGGCAGCUGGGCCGCCACCCCCUGCCAUGUUCAGGCUAUGGCAGGAGAAGGAAGGACCAUCGGUGGAGAUAGAGGAAUUCAGGUUAUGGCAGGAAAAGGGGGAACCACCGAUUGGGGUGGAGGAAGUGGGGAGCGAUGAGGAAGUGACUCAAGAGCUACGAGGAGGAAGUAAGAAGGAAGAACCCAUAAUCACUGAGUCAGAUGAUGAGAAUGAGGAGGAAAGGAUGGAGCCUCCGUCCGUCUUAUUUGGGACGAUGGAGGACCUGCUGGAUAAGAUGGGGAGGUACCAACAGAAGUUGGUGGGCCUCUGUGAGGAAGCGAAGAGAUGGAGGUCUAACAUCCCCAAGGUGUUCCUCUAUGACUCCGGCCCGGAGUCAGCGCCUGGGCGACCCGGAGUAAAUGUGGUGGGGUCGUGCCCACGAUCGGGAAUGAUGGGGAGACCCCUCACUCCGCAGGCCCGGCUGACACAGGCAGUGCGAACGAGGAAUCAAGCCAAGGCUAGUGCCAGCCAAGAGCCUCCGAGGAGGGAACCCGAACCAGGGAAAAGGAAAGAGGCCGUGGAAGUAGAGGAUGACGACAAUGAGGAGGAAGAGGACGAGAGGCUGCGCAGGGAGGAGGAUCAGAGAGCGGAGCAGCGGGCAAGGAAAAAGGGAACCAGGGGAGAGGCCGAACCGGUCGUACGUGACAGACAACCCAAAAAGAAGAAGUACGCGGUUCGAUUGGAAGAGGGAUUUGACGUAGAGAGAGUAAUUGACAGGCUGCUGGAAGGGCAUAAUGACCUCAUGACCCUGAAGGAAAUCCUAGCGUCAGCCCCGCGACUCUGCGAUGAACUGAAGGGGAGAUUGUCGCAGCGCCUGGUGCCCAAUGUCCAUCUGGGUACGAUCCUGCCCAAGGAGGCAGAGCGGGCGAAGUCAGGUACGAAGAUGAACUGGAAGUGCGAAGUCUGCGGCACGGUGGAUUUGGUGGUGAAGGGUUCCAAGUGCGCAACAAUGGUGGACACCGGGGCAGAGAUGAACAUUAUUCGGGAGGCGGACGCGAUCAGAUUCGGGCUGGAUAUAGACCGUUCUGACUGCGGUAUUCUGCAUGGAGCCAGCUAUAAGGCCGUGUUUUGCGGGACAGCCUCGAAUAUACUCAUUGAGGUUGGAAAGGUGAAGGCCAGGGCAUGCUUCUUCAUAAUGCCGGACGUGGACCAUGGAAUCCUCCUGGGGAGGUCAUUCCUAAGCAGGACGGAGACCGUGAUGUUCAACAAACAUGACGGGACUCUAAUCCUUCUCUUAUGCGAUCCUGCCUGUGAGAAUUACGAGAUAAUUACCUGCAGGAACACAGGGCCAAGGAGUAUAAGUAACCGGCGCAAUCCAAGAUCAUUUACGAUUGAAGAGUCGGAAGAUGCGGGGCCAACUGCCUUAGGAGGAGUUCUAAUCCAGGCAGACGUAGAGGGAAAGGAAAGACCUUUGAGAUUUGAGAGUCGGACUCUCUGUACGACCGAGAGGAACUACGCUCAGUUCAAGAGGGAGACCCUUGUCGUCCUCCACUGCCUGCGAACCUUCCGGAACUACAUCUUCGGCAGGAGGUUUAUUUUGAGAGUGGAUCCAACCGCCCUGGCCUACUCUCUAAGGAAUUAUGUUCCAUCGGAUCCGACGGUUGCCAAAUGGCUGACGUACAUCUGGAUGUUCAAUUUCGAAUUGGAACGGAUCCCUGGUAGUAACAACCAGGCGGACGGGCUGAGUCGGAUCAACUGGGAUAAACAGGAAGGGGAGACGGUGGAAAAUACGCCCCCAGUUGAUGGAUUUAUGGAUCAAGAAGAAGAUGUUCGUCUUCACAUCAACAAGUGGUCGCCGCGAGUGCCCAACUGUGUAGGCUAUCCUAUCUGGCAAGCGCCAAGUGGGUAUGAACGGAGGGAUGAGCUAGUCCUUAAGCCCUUUGAGGAAGAGGAUCCCUGGGGUGGUAAGGAUGUUCAGUGGAUGAUGGAGUUAACGCUGACCAGCUUACAUAGCCUGGUGGAGGACGUGAGGUCGAUUGAGGAAGGAUCUGGCCAGGUAGAACGGCAUGAGGACCUGAUGGGAGGAAUGUAUCUCCUCGUCAAUACGUUAUUGCAGGAAGGCCUCGACCAUUCAGGCUCGUUGAACCCGGCAGGGAAUGUGGUCGAAGUGCCCGAGAGCCAGAACGACGUGUUCGAGGAGGGGGAGUUUAAGGAGACUUUUCGUGCAGAGGAGUACGAUGGGAUCUACCUAGAACUGGGGCUUCUUCUGUCAUGAGGGCAUCGAGGGGUACAAGCCACGUAUGCCAAGAUAAGUGAGUUGUACUACUGGGAUGGGAUGAUGGACGUGGUCGGGAAGUUCUACCGAUCUUGCGUACCCUGCCAGGAGAGAUCCCGUUUAAGGCAAGGAGAGCCGUUGCAUCCAAGGCUAGAGCGAGAGGUGGGGGCUGUAGUGCAUCUCGAUCUACUUUUUAUGCCGCUUGGGGAUCAAGGCUAUAACUAUAUCUUCGAUGCGCGCGAUAACCUGUCUGGCUUUGUAGACAGACGUGCUAUUCGCACCAAGACCGAAUUAGUCUUAGUGAGCUGCAUCGAGGAAUACUACCUGCGUUAUCCUUUCAUCAGGGAAUUCGUAAUGGACAGGGGAUCAGAGUUUAUCUGUCAGGAGGUGCAAGAACUGUUAUCAAGGUCUGACUUUACGAAGACAGCCAUGCCAAGAGGAGGGAAGGGGACAUGGCCGCCUCGGAGGCCGUUGGGGGCAUCAGGAGGAUAUGAGCGGCAUGGGCCUCGCCAUCGAGAGAGUACCCCGGUGUACAAUGAUGGGGACAUCGAGCUAUUCCUGGAUAGUUUCUGGGAGCAUGCGAGGCGUAUGGGCUGGACCGUGACCCUGGCAAUCGAGAGACUGAGGGGGACAGGCAGGUUUGAGGAACCCAUUGUCAGGAUUCGUAGGGAGGCGACGACGAGGCAAGAGGUGGAGAUGAGGAUGGAGGAGUUGCGACCCUCGCCUGUGGGACCAGAUGGCAGGCCAAUCCGUCUAGAGAUCGAAAAUGUCGCAGACUUUAUCCCUGCUUUCGAGUGGUUGAUGCAGAGGCAGGGUAUACCGAGAGAUGAGUGGGCGAGGACGUUACCCCUCUGGACCAGAAAGGCGGAGAGGGCACCGGCUAUGCAGGUCAGGGACAUGGCCCAGAGCUGGGAGAGUUGCAGGGCGCAUCUGAGAGAGGCCUUUCGACGACCAGAGCCCCCUCAGCCCAGAGUCGAGAGGCGUCAGAGGAGUCAAAGGCAGAGGAACCCUGAGCCUAGGGAGGCGAGACCGUCUCGAGGAGGACGGAAGACCCUAGUCAGGAGAGAGGAGGAACCGGAAGCGGAGCCAGACGCUCAGGAGCGAGGGGCAUACCCUGAGUGUGGGUUGGGACCAGUGGAGUUCCAUCGGUUUACCGAGGGUGGAUUGAGGAGGUCGCCAACACGCGCACAGGAGGAGCCACCAACAUCUGAGGGGCCCUUGAGGGAAUUGGAGACGCAUUUGGAUAUCUCUCAGUGGAGGGCGUCGCCUCGGGGUGAGGAGCAUGGAGAGCAGGCGGAGGAGGUACCACGGGAGGAGGUACCACGUGAGGAGGUGCCACGAGAGGAGGUGCCACGGGAGGAGGUCUUGGAUACUCAGCGAGAGAGAGAGCAGGGCGAUGAGGGGAGGCGUGCAGGGAAGGAAGUGAUAGAGGUUGGAGAGAACACGCCCCCACAGACGCCAGCGGUGGGUUUGAGACUCGGGGAUGCACCAAGGAGGGAAGGAAGUGAUAGAGGUUGGAAAGGACACACCCCCACAGAUGCCAGCGGUGGGUUUGAGAUUCGGGGAUGCACCAAGGAGCACUCGCCAGGCAGGGGAGAGAUUGCAGAGAGAGGAGACCCCAUUGCCUUCAUCAGAAAAGGCCCAUUCGCCAGAAGGGAGAGCAGAAAAGAGGAGAUUGAGGAGCAGCCCAUGGCAGUGCCAGGAGAGACACUCGAGAGGAGACCUCAGAGGUUGGACACGUCUGAGCACGUCCCAACGACAUGGGAUUUAAGGAGCAGACUGAGAUCUUGGGCCACUGGAUCUGGGUCUGGGGGACCAGCUCCUGGGAUAGAGCAGCAGGAGGUCGUUAGUACCGCAACUCCUCGAUCAGAGCAGCAGGGGGUUGUCAGUACUUUGGAAGGAUCUCCCUCAUCGCCACCUCCUCAGCCCAAGAAGAAGAAGUUCAAGAGGAAGGUUGAUCAACUAUGCUUCUAUUGCAAGAGGGGCGUGCAUCUGGCUUUUGACUGUCUCGAGUUCCUUGAGGAUAAGGCAGAAGGGAAGGUCUCAGAGGCAGGAGGUAAGAUGUAUGAUAGGCAGGGUAGGAUAGUAGAGAAGUCCGCAGAUGGACUUAGGGCUCAGUUAUAUAGGCAAAACCAGGAGGAGUUGAGGAGGUAGGGCCGGUUUGUCUAUGUAAGUGGGCGGGUAUCUUGUGA